AUGAAAACAGAGAAUGAUGAGUCAACAACAUGUCAAAAUUCAAAUAUUCAGCCGUUGUUAUCAGAGUUAUCACAGAGUUCAGCAAUGAAAAAACCGUAUGAAUCAAUGCUUGAUAAUCUUGCUAACGAUCCAGCAAUUCAAAAGGAAAUAGCACUUGGUCAACGAAUAGGCUUUUACAAUAUUCGUGAAGAAAUUGGCGCAGGAAAUUUUUCAAAAGUUAAUCUUGGCAUACAUUGUUUGACAAACGAAAAAGUUGCAAUAAAAAUUAUGGAUAAAUCUAAAAUGAAUGAAAUGACGCAAAAGCUAUUAGCACAUGAAAUAAAAACAAUGGAACAACUUCAUCAUCCAAAUAUCAUUCGUCUUUUUGAGUGCGUUGAAACAACUUCACGAGUAUAUCUUAUAAUGGAAUACGCUGGUUCUGGAGAACUUUAUUCUCAUAUUCAAUGCCACGGGAAACUUUCGGAGAAUGUUUGCAAGCCACUUUUUGCUCAAAUUGUUUCGGCUAUUUCAUAUAUUCAUUCCAAAAAUAUCAUUCAUCGUGAUAUAAAGGCAGAAAAUGUGUUACUAUUAGCACCAGAUUGGAUUAAAUUAGCUGAUUUUGGUUUUUCAUGCCAAAUGAAUCCAAAUGAUACGCUAACAACAUUUUGUGGUUCACCAGCAUAUGCUGCACCUGAACUUUUUAAAAUUGAUGGUUAUUAUGGAACAAAUGCAGAUAUUUGGGCAAUUGGUGUAUUGCUAUAUUUUAUGCUUGUUGGUAAGAGACCAUUUUAUGGUGAAACAAUUGACAAAUUAAAACAAAACAUUUUACGGGGUGUUUAUCCAUUACCGAAUUAUCUAAGCAUAUCAGCCCAGCGUGUAAUCAGCCAAAUGCUUGUUGUUGAUCCCAAGAAACGGAAUACCAUUGAUGAUAUAAAGAAUUGUAAUUUCCUGAUGGGUUGUCAAUUUACCAAACCGUAUACGCAAUGUGAUAUGAUAUCGAAUGAUAACGAAUUGAUUGAGAAUCCAUUAGCAAACAUAGUACGUAAUAAAUUACGAUUUUACGGUAUCGAUGAAACAAUUGUUAGAGAUGGUGCAUUAAAAGGAAUUCAAAAUGCUGAAACUGGAAUAUAUCGCAUUGUACUUCAUCAAGCACAACAGGAUUAUGAUCAACAGAAGUGCAAUUCUAUUCGAAACGGUUAUGUGAUGAUAAACAGCAAAAAACCAUUAUCAGUACUGAUUACGAGCAAUAAAACUUGCACAAUCUCAUAA
This is a messenger RNA of Cercopithifilaria johnstoni, 1248 nucleotides long. The record is from the annotation of a GenBank genome assembly. NCBI's taxonomy places the organism in Eukaryota, Metazoa, Nematoda, Chromadorea, Rhabditida, Onchocercidae.